Molecule: messenger RNA, 792 nt
Organism: Eubalaena glacialis (North Atlantic right whale)
Lineage: Eukaryota; Metazoa; Chordata; Mammalia; Artiodactyla; Balaenidae
Gene: SPATA25
Product: spermatogenesis associated 25
Exons: 2
Coding region: 57-641 (194 amino acids)
Biological process (GO): spermatogenesis
Source: RefSeq, a predicted model, not a curated record
GCGUAGGACAGGAGGCAGACGACUGUUCCCUCACAAACAGGGGCUUUAGAGCAGCCAUGUCCUACUUCAUGUCUCCACAAACUCAUCCAGGUCUUCCGCCUUCCGGCCAAGGUGGGGCUGCUUCUCUGGGCUCAUCCCUUGGCCUCUAUAGUCCUGUAGAGCCAGUGGUGGUGGCCUCUGGUGGACAAGGCCCACUGAGCCAGAAAGCUGAGCAGGCGACACCCGUUGCCCAGGCCUGGGGCCCGGCCCUGGCAGUGCCAGAAGCCAGGGGCUGCCCUGGGGGGGCUAGCUGGGAGCCACUGCGGCGGAAGGAGUACAGCCGGUACUGCCACAAAUUCCCCCACGCGAGGCAGCCGGAGAGCCUGGGCUGGGAGGAUGGCUGCUCCAGAAGCAGAGCUCCCUACCUGGGUGGCCCCAGCAGGCCUGGGCCCCUGCUGUGUGGGCUGCCCUCUGAGGCAGGAGGGAAGGAGGCCGGCUCCCAGCCCGACAUCUGCAUUCUUACCUUGGCCAUGAUGAUCGCUGGCAUCCCCACCGUGCCUGUCCCAGGCCUACGGGAAGAGGACCUGAUCCGGGCAGCUCAAGCUUUCAUGAUGGCCCAUCCGGAGCCAGCUGGGGCUGUGGAGGGGGCACGGUGGCCCUAGUGAGAUCCCGGAGGGGCCAACCUCCUGGCUCCUGCUUGCAGCGGGAUGAAAUAGCACCAGACACGUAGGGUGGCUUCUCCGUAUGGUUUUUGGGCAGGCAGGGUUGGUGGUGUCUAUGGCAGGGAUGCGGAUAGGGUGGUGGUUUGAGCCA